GAGAGACAGUGAGAAAGAGAGAGAGAGCUGGGGAGAGAGAGAGAGAGAGCUGGGGGGAGAGAGACAGUGAGAGAGAGAGAGAGAGCAAGAUCGAGAUGACAGGCAGGAAACGCCUGGAGUCACAGGACUGAAAUAAAGCAGAACAGAGUAUAACUGGAUGACCAGGGGGAGCUGUCUGUGCCAGGGAGAGGGCCAGAGGUUUAGCCAGCUGCAAGGGCAUCCUGUGUCUCCUCUUACCUACUGACAGAAGUGGAGAAAGAAGAGUGAGGAAGACUGACAGAGAGACGAGAGGAGAGCAACAGACAGGCCUGUAGAAGCUGUAGCAGUAUGAAUGGUCACCGGGGUUUCUCUGUGCUGCGUUCUGAGGCAGCAGGGGCUGUGAGGACAGCUCUGGUAUCUGCUGAGAACCUUCAGCUCACCUUAAAGACUGAACUCAGCCAGGAGGAGCAGCACCUCACACCCCACACACACACCAAUGGAGGCCCCGAUGAGACACACACCAAAGGGUACUGUACAGAAGUGAAUGAAGACCUUAAAGAGAUGCUUGAGAGCAACAAGGAGUCGCUUAAACUGGAGGCCAUGAAGAGGGUUGUUGGGCUGAUCGCAAAGGGGAAGAAUGCCUCUGAGCUGUUCCCAGCAGUGGUGAAGAACGUGGCUAGUAAGAAUAUAGAGUUGAAGAAGUUGGUGUAUGUGUACCUGGUGAGGUAUGCAGAGGAGCAGCAGGACCUGGCUCUACUGUCCAUCAGCACCUUUCAGAGGGCCCUCAAGGACCCUAACCAGCUGAUCAGAGCCAGUGCUCUCAGGGUUCUGUCCAGUAUCAGAGUCCCAAUCAUCGUUCCCAUCAUGAUGCUGGCCAUCAAGGAGGCUGCCUCCGACAUGUCCCCUUACGUCAGGAAAACAUCCGCCCACGCCAUCCAGAAACUCUACAGCCUGGACCAGGAUCAGAAGGAGCUCCUGAUAGAAGUCAUUGAGAAACUGCUGAAGGACAAAAGCACAUUGGUAGCAGGCAGCGUUGUGAUGGCCUUUGAGGAGGUGUGUCCAGACCGUAUUGACCUGAUCCAUAAGAACUACCGUAAACUCUGCAACCUGCUAGUGGACGUGGAGGAGUGGGGUCAGGUGGUCAUCAUCUCCAUGUUGACACGCUACGCCAGGACACAGUUCACCAACCCCUGGAAAGAGGAAGGUGUGUUUGAUGAGCGCAAUGAGAGGGCGUUCUAUGAGUCUGAUGAGGAAAAGACUAGAGAUGAGACGGAGGCCAAGCCCUACAUGAUGGACCCUGACCACAGACUGCUGCUCAGGAACACCAAGCCUCUACUACAGAGCAGAAACACUGCCGUGGUGAUGUCUGUAGCCCAGCUGUACUGGCACCUGGCUCCUAAAAACGAGGUCAGCAUCAUCACCAAAUCUCUGGUCAGACUGCUCAGAAGCCACAGAGAGGUGCAAUACAUUGUGUUACAGAACAUUGCCACCAUGUCCAUCCAGAGAAAGGGCAUGUUUGAACCUUACAUGAAGAGUUUUUAUGUGAGAUCCACAGAUGCCACUCACAUCAAAUCACUCAAGCUGGAGAUCUUGACCAGCCUGGCCAACGAAGCCAACAUCUCCACUAUCCUUAGAGAGUUCCAGACCUAUGUGAAGAGCCAGGACAAGCAGUUUGCUGCCGGUACCAUCCAGGCCAUAGGCAGGUGUGCCACCAACAUCUCUGAGGUCACAGACACCUGCCUCAAUGGACUGGUGCUGCUGCUCUCCAACAGAGACGAGACGGUGGUCGCGGAGAGUGUGGUGGUGAUCAGGAAGCUGCUCCAGAUCCAGCCCACCCAGCACAGUGAUAUCAUCAAACACAUGGCCCAACUCUUUGACAACAUCACUGUGCCGAUGGCGCGGGCCAGCAUCCUGUGGCUAAUGGGAGAGUAUUGUGAGAGGGUCCCUAAGAUCGCCCCUGACGUCCUCCGCAAGAUGGCCAAGAGCUUCACCUCCGAGGAGGACAUCGUCAAGCUCCAGACUGUCAACCUGGCUGCCAAACUCUACCUCACCAACUCCAAACAGACUAAGCUGUUGACCCAGUACAUUCUGAACCUGGGGAAAUAUGACCAGAACUAUGACAUCAGAGACCGCACGCGAUUCAUCCGCCAGCUCAUUGUGCCCAAUGACAAGAACGGAGCGCUCAGCAAGUACGCCCACCGCAUUCUGCUGGCGCCCAAACCAGCACCUGUCCUCGAGUCUGCCUACAAAGACCGCGAUCGUUACCAGUUGGGAACCCUGUCCCACACCAUCAACACCAAAGCCAGUGGCUACCUGGAGCUCUCUGAUUGGCCCGCCGUGGCUCCUGACCAAUCAGUGAGGAAUGUGGAGGUAAUUGAGCCGGUGAAGGAGUGGGCUCCAUCUCUAGGGAAGACUGGGAAAUCCAAGCCUGCCAAAUCAUCAGAUGACAAGUUCUACUCUGACUCAGGAGAGGAGGAGGAGGAGAAGGGAUCAGGGAGCAGUAGCAGUGAGGAUGGCAGUAGUAGUAGUAGUGAAGAGUCAGGCAGCGAUGCAGAGAGCCAUGUCCAGAAGAACAGCAGUCAGAGCAGUGAGGAGUCAGACAAGUCCUCCAGCCAAUCAGAGAAGAGUUCCAGUGAAUCUGACUCUGAAAAGAAGGAGAGGAAAACUAAGACCCCACUACAGAAGAAGACAGUCAAACCAACAGCCAAAGACAGUGAUUCGGAUGAGAAUGGGAACAUUGCUAAAGAAGCCAACAGUUCGUCUGCAGAAGAGAGCUACUCUGAUUCUGAUUCUGAUUCAGAAUCAGACUCUGACACCCACACAGACUCUGACUCAGGCACCGAACACAAGAAGGAGACCAAGUCUAAAGCCAAACCCAAGGUGGAGGUGAAGUCAACGAAGGAGGUGUCUCUGUUGGAUCUGGGUGACUUCACUCCUGCACCAGUGACCCAGCACAAGUCUUCUGUCCUCUCUCCUAGCUUGCUAGGAGACCUGGAGGGCCUGUCACUCUCCAAUGUCUCCUCCAUCAUCCAGGUGAGCGGUCCAGCGUUUGUCCCAGAGAAGAGCCAUGACCUGCUGCACCGUAUGACAGGUAAAGGUCUGUCAGCCCAGUACCAGUUCCCCAGACAGCCCUGUCUCUACCAGCCCACCAUGGUCUCAGUCCAGAUCAGCCUGACCAACACCACAGACCAUCCUCUGGAACAGAUCCACAUUGGAGACAGGAGCCCCACAGGACUCAACAUGCACUGCUUCAAUACUAUAGAGUGUCUGGAGCCAGAGGCCUCAGUGACUGUUUUCAUGGGCAUCGACUUCAACGACUCAACACAAGCAGCCAACUUCCAGCUGUGUACGAAGGAGGACCAUUUCAGUGUGUCCAUCCAGCCUGCCAUAGGGGAACUCCUCCUGCCCAUCACCAUGACCGAACUGGACUUCCGCAAGGAGAAAGGUAAACUUCUGGGCAUGAACGAGAGCUCGGCAACCAUCACCAUGGCAGCAGAGAACAUGACCAGCCAACCAAUCAGCAGACCAGUGGCAACCGUGGCCAACCUGGGAGUGGUUCCAUCCAGUCAAGGCAACGUCCACAGGUUUGCUGGUAAGACGGCCAGUAGUAGAGCUGUGGUGCUGGUGACGGUGGAGCUGAGGGAGUCGUCUACAGCCCUGAUCACCAUCAACACAGAAAAGAGUGUCAUGGGCUCCAUGCUGCUCCGAGACCUUAAACUGGCCCUGGCCCAGGCCUAGAGUCUACAGCGCCCCCUAGCGCUAGUCCUCCAACACAGGGAGAAAUGCACAGCUACCUUGGAGAGAUCUCAUGCAUGCAAAAACACACAUACACUCACACAUACACAACAUUUAUUUCUGUCUCCCAAUCUCAAUUCUUCUUCCUCUCUUUCAUUCUCUGUCACGCAAAUACACACUUACAUGCAGGCAAAGAGAUUGAUAUGGUUUCUCUCAUGCUUAAACAUCCUCUCAUACGGUACACACUCAUACACACAUCUCAUCAUAUUUUUUUUACACUGUGACAGUCUAUUGUCAGCAAUGAGCAUCAAUGUUCAUUUCAACAGGACUCUUGUUUCUCCGUAGACCUGAGACUCUGUGUCUCCCUAGACCUGAGACUCUGUGUCUCCCUAGACCUGAGACUCUGUGUCUCCCUAGACCUGAGACUCUGUGUCUCCCUAGACCUGAGACUCUGUGUCUCCCUAGACCUGAGACUCUGUGUCUCCCUAGACCUGAGACUCUGUGUCUCCCUAGACCUGAGACUCUGUGUCUCCCCAGACCUGAGACUCUGUGUCUCCCCAGACCGGAGACUCUGUGUCUCCCCAGACCGGAGACUCUGUGUCUCCCCAGACCGGAGACUCUGUGUCUCCCCAGACCGGAGACUCUGUGUCUCCCCAGACCGGAGACUCUGUGUCUCCCCAGACCGGAGACUCUGUGUCUCCCCAGACCGGAGACUCUGUGUCUCCCCAGACCGGAGACUCUGUGUCUCCCCAGACCGGAGACUCUGUGUCUCCCCAGACCGGAGACUCUGUGUCUCCCCAGACCGGAGACUCUGUGUCUCCCCAGACCUGAGACUCUGUGUCUCCCUAGACCUGAGACUCUGUGUCUCCCUAGACCUGAGACUCUGUGUCUCCCCAGACCGGAGACUCUGUGUCUCCCCAGACCGGGUAACCAAAAAUGUGUUCAUCAUUCAAUGAGGUCUGUAUCACUUUUGGUGAAAAGAACUGAAUAUAUUAAAACUGUAACGAACUGAACUAUGGUUGUUGACGGUUGUUUUGAAUGAGUCUCCCUUGAUUGUGGUGCUUUGUGUGUUUGGUUAGUGUGUCGGGUUGUUUUCCAGUGUGUUUGUGGGUAGGGUUGUGGUGCAGUGUGACUAACUGGGUCUUGGAUUUCGGUGCGUUGGCUAUGUGUGUGUUGGGCUAGGAUGCAAUGUUGGGUUGGGUUAGGGUGCUGUGUUUUGUGUCUGGCUGUGUUAGAGUAUAGUGUGUUUGUGUGUUGGGUGCAGUGUUUGUGUUGUGGUUUGUCUGGCUGUGUUUUCCAGCUCAUAAGCGAGGUGUCUCUGAGGGCUAUAGAGAACACCUGUUAGAUCAUCCAUCACCUCUCCCUACGCACUUAUUCCCCCUGCCAGCUGUUCAUCACACACACACACACACACACACACACACCGACAGCCCAUAGACAAUCACUACAACAGACCUCAAAAUAUUUUUUCACACCCACUUCUUCUGCCAUGUUCCCCUCUCAGACACACACAGCGAGAGCUGCAACUGGCAGUGUAUAGAAAUGGCUUUAUCUGCCAUUAUGACACAAGCCGUUAAGGCCUACUGCAGCUGUAACUUACAGCUCCGUCUGACCCACACACACAAAUCUGGAGCUUUUACACUCCCGGCUUGACGUUUUUAUGUCACAUUUAGAGAAGGAAUGGUCUGCUGCUAAAUCAGACUUUACACAACACAGACGUCCUGGCCUGAUGCUAAAUCAGACUUUACUCAACACAGACGUCCUGGUCUGAUGCUAAAUCAGACUUUACACAACACAGACGUCCUGGCCUGAUGCUAAAUCAGACUUUACUCAACACAGACGUCCUGGUCUGAUGCUAAAUCAGACUUUACUCAACACAGACGUCCUGGCCUGAUGCUAAAUCAGACUUUACUCAACACAGACGUCCUGGUCUGAUGCUAAAUCAGACUUUACUCAACACAGACGUCCUGGUCUGAUGCUAAAUCAGACUUUACUCAACACAGACGUCCUGGCCUGAUGCUAAAUCAGACUUUACUCAACACAGACGUCCUGGCCUGAUGCUAAAUCAGACUUUACUCAACACAGACGUCCUGGCCUGAUGCUAAAUCAGACUUUACUCAACACAGACGUCCUGGUCUGAUGCUAAAUCAGACUUUACUCAACACAGACGUCCUGGCCUGAUGCUAAAUCAGACUUUACUCAACGCAGACGUCCUGGCCUGAUGCUAAAUCAGACUUUACUCAACACAGACGUCCUGGCCUGAUGCUAAAUCAGACUUCACUCAACACAGACGUCCUGGCCUGAUGCUAAGUCAGACUUUACUCAACACAGACGUCCUGGCCUGAUGCUAAAUCAGACUUCACUCAACACAGACGUCCUGGCCUGAUGCUAAAUCAGACUUCACUCAACACAGACGUCCUGGCCUGAUGCUAAAUCAGACUUCACUCAACACAGACGUCCUGGCCUGAUGCUAAAUCAGACUUCACUCAACACAGACGUCCUGGCCUGAUGCUAAAUCAGACUUUACUCAACACAGACGUCCUGGCCUGAUGCUAAGUCAGACUUCACUCAACACAGACGUCCUGGCCUGAUGCUAAAUCAGACUUUACUCAACACAGACGUCCUGGCCUGAUGCUAAAUCAGACUUCACUCAACACAGACGUCCUGGCCUGCUGCUAAUUACAACACAAAUCAGGAAAUACGUGAGAGCGGACAAUUAUCAUUUGAUAACAACAAACAAAGGUGGUACCAACAGCAUGUUCAUUUAAAUAUUCUGAGUGGCUGAGUGACCUGAUUCUCUGGAUGCCUCUCCCCAAUAGCUAAACAACCAUACCUUCUGUGCAAGUGCUACUUUAUUGUGAAAGGUAUGUUGUACAAACCUCUUAGUCUGCUGUUACUUUAAAGGACAUGACGAUCAACAUGUUGUACAACGGUCCGCGAGUGAAACUCUGAAAUGAAACACUUAUUUCAUAGUAGACACUAGAUGCCGUUCUAAUAAACAGAGUGGUUUCUGUUUUCUUCCUACAAAUAUGGCUCUAUCUUUUGAAUGGUUUAUUAAGCUACAACAUAUUAUGACCCCAUCACUGAGAAGAUAAGACUCUCAGGAACACAUGUGUCUUCUGUUUCCCUCUACGAUGACCACAAGCUGUUCAAGACUCAUUAGAACAGAGUGGACAGGACCAGCCACUAAAUCAGAGGGGGAAAAGAACAUCAUCAAUGAUUUUACUCAACACAGACAAAAUGAUUGCCUGAUGAUCUUCUGAACAUCCCAAUACCUUUCUGAUGCAUUUCAGUUACUUCCAACCAUACUUCCUUCAGAUUGAAUACUGUCAAAAGUACUGUCAGGCUGAUUUUGUAAUAGCUCCAAUUAAAGAAGUAAACAUUGGCCGUUGAUUACAUAAUGUUUUGUUACAUGGUGGUGUUGUGAUUUUAUUUUUUUGCCAAAUUGGGUCGCGCGUCAAAGUUACUGUUAACGACGUCAUCAACAUGUUGGACAAACUUCUUUGUCUGUUGUAACUAUAAUGACGUUGUAAUACAGAACACAAGCAGGACACAGACAGGCAGUCUAAGUAGCAAUUUAAUGUUCUUAAUUA
Messenger RNA from Oncorhynchus mykiss (rainbow trout), 7307 nucleotides. NCBI's taxonomy places the organism in Eukaryota, Metazoa, Chordata, Actinopteri, Salmoniformes, Salmonidae. The record is from RefSeq and is a predicted model, not a curated record.